This is a messenger RNA of Lycium barbarum (goji berry), 840 nucleotides long. RefSeq lists its product as uncharacterized. The coding region runs from base 1 to 840 and encodes 279 amino acids. The record is from RefSeq and is a predicted model, not a curated record. NCBI's taxonomy places the organism in Eukaryota, Viridiplantae, Streptophyta, Magnoliopsida, Solanales, Solanaceae. The transcript has a single exon.
AUGCUCAAAGAGUCAGCUGGUAACAUUCAGGAAACCAAGGAAGUGGUGCACGAGACAAGAGGUAAGGCCUAUGGUGCUGGAGCAGAUAUAGUGAAGCAAGAGGAGGCUACUGGAGAUCACAUUUUAGUUUGUAAUGGAAGAGAAACGAGAGGAAGUGCAUCUCAGACGAGGAACAAAACUAUAGCCACUGGUUCUAAUCAGAAAACUGCAGCAUCCAGUGAUCCAAAUAUUCCUCUACGUAAAGAGAUGAAAGAUAACAUCUCAAAGGUUCUUAAUAGAGUAGCAGUUGGAGAUGGCACGCAGGAAACUGGGAAAACACCGGUGAAUGUGAUCACUCUCGCAGGUGAUAAUAGAGGAGCAUCUAUGCAACUUGGUUCCGACUCAUCCACGAAAGGAGGGCGAAUCCACAUUCAUAGAGGAUACAAAAUCAACCCUGAUGAAAGUGCUGAUACAACUACAGAUGGGGAGGGAAGUUCAAAGAGAAGAAGAUCAAAAGAUGCAAAGGCUAUGGAGGAUCAAACGGUAGCUGCGUACGUGAAUUGCAAUGCACAGGGCGUCAACAACUCUAUUUCAUUUAACAGUUCCAUUACACAAAGAAAUCCAGGUGUACAUAUGUCGAUCCCACGUAUGCCUUCAGAACCUGUACAUUCAGGUGAGGAAACAGGACAAUUUGAGGCACACAAGGCAGAAUCCAUUGUUACACCUGCCAGAACAAUCAGAAGAAGAUGUCUCAAAGGCCUUUUCCUUGAAUCAAGUGAUUCUGAUCCAGAUAAACCUGAAAAACCUCGGCGACAUGGUUGUCGUGUUGGCUGCAAUGAGAAGAAGAAAAUAACAAGAUAA